Molecule: messenger RNA, 3941 nt
Organism: Rhipicephalus microplus (southern cattle tick)
Lineage: Eukaryota; Metazoa; Arthropoda; Arachnida; Ixodida; Ixodidae
Product: protein phosphatase 1G
Biological process (GO): protein dephosphorylation
Molecular function (GO): protein serine/threonine phosphatase activity; cation binding
Source: RefSeq, a predicted model, not a curated record
AUAAGCGGGCACGUGUAAUGGCUGCGUGCGUCCAGUUGCAAUAAAGCGCCGUAAACAACUGGGGAAAAAAAAAAAGGGAAACAUUCGUUGAAGAGAUCGUCAAAUCGAAACCCCGGCGUUCGUCGAAUACGCGACUCGCUAUGGGUGCCUACUUGUCGGAGCUGACGGAGAAGUACUCCACCAACGAGACGGGCAGCCGCAUAUCGUACGGAGCUUCGUCCAUGCAAGGCUGGCGAAUGAGCCAAGAGGAUGCCCACAACACAAUCCUGAAUUAUGAUCGGGAUACAUCGUUUUUCGCCGUCUACGAUGGUCACGGUGGUGCCGAGGUGGCAAAGUAUUGUGCCAUGAAAUUGCCCGACUUUGUUAAAACAUUGUCAUGCUACAAGGAGGGGAACCUCGAGGAAGCCCUGCGGGAGGGCUUUCUUCAGUUCGAUGCCAGCCUUGUGACUGCCUCCGUACUGAGCGAACUGAAGGCGCUGGCGGGCACUAGUUCUGACGAUUCGGGAGAGGAGACUCCAGACGAAGGCGAGGCGGACAUGCUUCACGCCGAAGCCACGAUGCCCAUCGAAGACCUCCUUGCACGCUACAGCGGUAAAGUGAAGGACACUGUAUGCGAAGAGAAGGAUGGUGGAAAGAAGGGCGGCGUGAGUGGUGGAAGUGAUGCCGACGGCAAACCUGAACCUCGUCUAGCAGGCGAGAAAAUCGUCAACGGGGAGUGUUCGGAAGAAGAGCAGCCAGCACAGAAAGUCGACAAUGAAGUCAAGGCAGGAGGUUCAAGCGACUCCACAGAGGCGGGUGGCUCGGCAUCAUCAGCAGGAUCGGCCGGUGCGGGUGAUGAGCAGCCACAGACUGGGAGGAGGCCUCACCGGAACUUGAAGCCUUACAUUACUCUGGUUGCGGACCAGGACGAAUCUUCUGAUUCCUCCGAGAGUGGCGAGGAUGAGGAAGAGUCUGGGGAAGAGGAGGAAGCUGAGGAUGAAGAAGACGAGGAAGAAGAGGAGGAAGGAGAAGACGAAGAAGGAGAGGAAGGGGAUGAAGAGGGCUGUGGCGGUUGGAACGAGCGUCUGAAACGCAGGUUCGGCCAACUCAACACAUUGCCGACUGGCGACACCGAAACGGCCGGCUACGACAGUGGCUGCACGGCUGUUGUUGGCCUCAUCCGGGGACGCCACCUUGUGGUGGCAAAUGCGGGUGACUCGCGCUGCGUCGUCUGUCGCUCUGGCCAGGCUCUGGACAUGUCACUCGACCACAAGCCGGAGGAUGCUGCUGAGUACAACCGCAUACGCAACGCCGGUGGUCGCGUCACGAAGGAAGGAAGGGUCAACGGUGGCCUCAAUCUCUCUCGAGCCAUAGGCGACCACGCCUACAAGCGAAACAAAGAUCUCGAGCUGCGGGACCAGAUGAUCACUGCACUGCCCGACAUCAAGGCACUGGAAAUUGAUCCGGCCACCGAUGAGUUUAUGGUCUUGGCCUGCGACGGCAUCUGGAACAACAUGACAAGUCAAGAGGUGGUGGAUUUCGUGAAGCGAGAGCUGGACAAAGGUACCCAUCCCCUGUCUGCAAUCUGUGAAAUGCUCUUCGACGCUUGCCUUGCGCCAGACACGACAGGUGAUGGCACAGGCUGCGACAACAUGACUUGCAUCAUCGUAAAAUUCCACCAAGACAAAGAUGACGGCUGCGUCGCCAAUGGCAACCGAGGACAGAAGCGGCCAGUACCCGCCGAUGGAGAGCCGUCGGAAGGCACAGAGGAGUCGGAAAAGGACGCUGUUGAGGAGACUCCGUCGAAGCGGUGCCGCAGUGGAACGAUUCUGCGACCGCUGGCGACCUUGAAGCCACUCCUAACGGUGCCAAAGCAACAGAAGUGACGGAUCUGUAGACAUACAAAACUGCCAUUUCUUAGUUUUUUGUACUUCUUUUGUUACUACUCUAUUCUUUUGCUUCUUCGAGUCUCUUUUGCACCGCCAAGUUGCAUCAACGACUUUUGUUGCACCGAAGAUGCACAUUGGUGCAACUUGGUGCAAAAUUCCACGCGAUGCAUGAGCCGUUGUCAUUCACAUUGAGAACAGACGCUUUCAAAUUAACCAGAAUGCACCUGCAAGAAUUUUUUUAAUCCCUGUCCGGAAUAUAUGGUCGCACUCUACAGUGAUGCAUGAAUUCAGCCUUAAUGUAACUUUGUUGUGAUUUGUAGAUGCUGUAAAAGUCAUCAUCUACAUUGGUUUACUCUUGAUAAAAGUAAAGCAGGUCCACUAAACAUAGGCAUCAUGAAGACCGCAUGAGGGAUAUCGCUUUUUGUAGCACACUCAUUUGGCCCACCUUUGGCCUGCCUGUGUAAUUGAAGAAAGGGAAGCUGUGUAAAAUUUAUCUCAACGACGCUGUGUUUAGUGCACGCGCAUUUUUUAAAACACAAAAGGUACGUUUGUUAUGGCAGUACUACCUGAAAUGCUUGCUUUUUCUGAUACUGCUGGCAUUAGUCGCAUUGAUACUUCUUUUUUUUUUUGUACUUGUCUAACGGUACCUUGAUCUCGUCAUGUUAGUUUGUCUCUUUGGGAACAUUCUGUAGGCGCUAGGAAGAAGGCAAAAUCGACUGCUUUAUUGUCUCUGUUUUGUUUUAUUGUUAGCCCUGUUAGAACACUGUCCAUUAGCUAUUCGACAUCCAACGUGGCCACAAAAAUUGGCGCAUUUUACUGGUUCGUCAACAAUGUUAUGGGAGUUGGAACACAGCCAAAUACUUGUUUUAGUGGUAGCACGAGCAAGCUUUUUUUUUUUUAAUUGCCUAGGGCGGUCCAGUAGAAUGUCCAUUUAGGCAGGCAUACACCUAUUUUUCCCGAGCCUGUGCUUCCAUUGGUGUCCUCUUUUUUUUUUUUACAGAAAAGCCCUUCCUUUGCACGUUCGCUACUAAUGACGCAUGUGCAAAUGCUACGAAGACGUCUUUAUUACGCCGGACUUUCGGCACGUCACGUGUCACUAACAACCUUUUCGGACGAACUCUGCUGAGACAACUGCGUAAAUUACCACACUGCACAACUUGUGAAGGGGAAAAACUUUGUUAUUUCACGUUGAUGGUAGUUUCUUAAGGAAGUUCUGCACGUUUCGCAUGCCAGGCACUUCGUGUUCUAACUUUAGAGAUGCCAGUAAAAUGUGUUUGUCUCGUCUUGGCCUUUGAUUCAUACGUUUCUUACAUAGUGUCUUUUACGUGUUUGUGCAGAGGGACUUUCGUUGUUUGUACUGUGUUCACAGGCAGUAGUCUCGCACGUGUGAAGCUACCUGCCAACGAACUGUUAUGUUUCAUACAGUGGUAAGAUAUAUCUUCGACGCUUGUAAUGUGCACCGAGUCGCCUAUCACUCGCAUACUUUGACCAGUGUACUUUUGUUGAAGGAGGUCGCACGCAAAACGUACGCUGUUUCAUAAGAGGCAGGUGUCGGUGCUAAGUUCAACAUUCAUGUUGCUAUCUCAUACACAUGGUACAGUUUUUAACGCUGGUUAAUUCUUCAGCUGUUGCUCCCAGACCUGUGCAAGGAGAUGGCACUUGUACAUACCUCAAGGUAAUGUUGCCGAGGUGUUUGCAUUACUAUUGUUUUGUUUUUCAGUGUUGUUAUGUCAUGUUGUACGCUGUGUGUGCUUGUAAAUAAUAGCCACUUUUUCUUUCUCUCUCAAGACAUGCUGUGUUCAACAAAGGGGCAUCGCACAUAAAUGUUCAUUGAAGGAGCGAUAUGCUGUAUCAUAAUUUUUUUUUCCUAAUGUAGAUGAUUCUUUGUGCAGUAAGUACAUCAGUCGUUGGACACAAAAUUCUUCCUAUGUGAUUCAAGCGACGAGAACAGGCAUGAUAAUCUGCAUUGUUCUGCAUACAAACAUUCGUGAAUGGCUGCCACUUCUUUUACCGCACUCAUUCUGUUCCAAACUGGAAAAAAAAAUGAUUCAUAAGAAAUCGUAUUGAAAUCUU